AUGGCGGCGAUCAAGGGGCGCUUCUGGAAAGACCGGGAGGUUGAGGCGCUCCUUGACCUGCUUCUGGAGAGUGGCAAGGCGGCUCGCAUCAUGUGCAGCAGCCACCUUCCCACAAAAAGCCUCUUCUCCAGGGUCGCCAGACAGCUUGGCGCGAGGGGUUACCCUCGAUCCGCAGACCAAUGCCGCUCAAAAUUCAAGCGGAUCAAGGCGGACUUUUUCGGGGCCCUGGAACACUGGCAGGGGAUCCCUCGGAUGACUGCGCGACCGCCCUACUUUGCGCAGAUGCGGCGCCUUUGGGAGCAGGCAGGCCGGCCGAGUUGGGAGGACCGGAGACACGCCGCAGUCCAGAGGGGGAUAGAGCGCGCAAGGCCACAGGUGCGCGAGGAGGAGGAGGAGGAGGAGGUAGAGGAAGCGAGGCCUGCGCCAGAGGAACUUCCCCCACCUGCUGUCGAGGAGCAAGAGGAGGGUGUGCCCGAGGGAUUGGAGGCACCACCAGAGCCACCGGCCGAGCAGCCCCAAGAUGCUGGGAUGGGCAGAGACCUGGCCAUUCGGGAGGCAGCUCUGGGGGAAGACCCUGGCGGCAGGCGUGGGCCACAACAGAGCCGGCUGCGCCGACCUGUGGUGGAGGCACCACCAGAGCCACCGGCCGAGCAGCCCCAAGAUGCUGGGAUGGGCAGAGACCUGGCCAUUCGGGAGGCAGCUCUGGGGGAAGACCCUGGCGGCAGGCGUGGGCCACAACAGAGCCGGCUGCGCCGACCUGUGGUGGAGGCACCACCAGAGCCACCGGCCGAGCAGCCCCAAGUUUCUAGCGUUGGCGAGGCUCCACCAACAAGCGCGCCCCAUGAAGGCCCCUCUACCAGCAGUAUGUCAGGGCCACCAGCGAGCAACCCUCAGGGGACGGACAACGUCCUGAACGCCAUUGAGGCACUGGAGGGCCGAAUCAUGAACACCCUGAACAAUGUGCAGAGCAGACUUGACACCGUGGAGCGCCUGCUCCUCUACCAGGGAAGGAAGCACAGGGCACUUGAGAGGCGUGUUCGGGCACUGGAGCAGCAGUUGUCCGCACAGCAGUCGACUGCAAGGGAGCAGUGAGAUGACGGGGGGUGGGGGUGUUUCCAUUCGAUGCCUGUUGCAGCACUUAUUUGUUGAAAAAUAAAGUUUUUGGGUUUGUUGAACGCCUCGUUGUCCCUGUUUUGGUGCAUUGGUGGGAGCCGGGAGUGGGAAUUCAUGCUUUUGAGAAGGGCGCCUACAAGGUGAGGCGAUCCCUGGAC
Molecule: messenger RNA, 1271 nt
Organism: Eublepharis macularius
Lineage: Eukaryota; Metazoa; Chordata; Lepidosauria; Squamata; Eublepharidae
Exons: 6
Coding region: 1-1092 (363 amino acids)
Source: RefSeq, a predicted model, not a curated record